Molecule: messenger RNA, 717 nt
Organism: Rhinopithecus roxellana (golden snub-nosed monkey)
Lineage: Eukaryota; Metazoa; Chordata; Mammalia; Primates; Cercopithecidae
Exons: 3
Coding region: 1-657 (218 amino acids)
Source: RefSeq, a predicted model, not a curated record
AUGUCGUGGUACAUCAGGUCCGCCUCUUCACGACUUGCAGUGGAUUUUCUUCCUCUGGGAAGGAGGCCCUCCUCCAGCCGCGCGUCCCAGGCCGUCCUUGUAACUGAAGACCCAGUGGUGCGCUGCCCCCUUGUGGGAGAUGUGGGCAUUGCAGACCUUUCAUCACAAGGAAACGGAAUUUUCAGAAAACAUCAGUGCUGGAAGAGGCCUUCGAAAACUCUGCUCUCAAUUUCUGCAUUUGAAGACGGACCCAGACCCUCAUCUCCUGACCCCUCACCCAGUGCUGUUCUCCUGCACCUCCCUGAGGAGCCGCUCAACACUCCAAUCCCUCCAAGAAGCUGGGGUGCCUCUCAAUUUAACAAGCCAGAAACCGAGAACUCUAUGCAAACAACACCACUGCUCAGAGGUGUUAAGGGAAAAGUGGGAUUUGGUGUGGAACUCGGAGCUUACUUGAAAGGCACUAUCUACAACACCCAUCACCAGCAGGGUAGGUGUUCCUGGUGUAGGAGAGGGCACUGUGAAGGGAGGCGAAGUGCCAUUACAAUGGUCAGCCAGAAGGAUCCCAUGAAGGAAUAUGAUGAGAAUCGUUCCUGCCCAGUCCUCACCAGGGACAGGUCAGCUGCCAAUAGAGGACCAUUCAUCUUCAGAAGGCUAUAGUCAUCACAUUUGUUCAGUAGCAAAUAUGGAUUGUUAAGCUAAACAGACCAUAAUUUAGAA